This is a messenger RNA of Paramisgurnus dabryanus, 2057 nucleotides long. RefSeq names its product UPF0461 protein C5orf24 homolog. NCBI's taxonomy places the organism in Eukaryota, Metazoa, Chordata, Actinopteri, Cypriniformes, Cobitidae. The record is from RefSeq and is a predicted model, not a curated record.
UGUAAGAGGGGAACAACAAAGUCAUUCUGUCAUAUUUGAGAACCGCUAUAUUUUAGGUUUUUAGCAUGUACUCUUUAUAUAGCAUUAUAAAAAUGCUGGGUUUUAACCAUGGUUGAUUAUAAUAUAUUCAAACAGUGAGUGGAUAAAUGGACAAACCAAUUUACGAGAGGUUAUUAUCAGAGGGUAAAUAACAUUUAGGCAUACAUGGUAUUUUAACGAGUAAAUAUAAUAAUAAUAAUAAUAAUAAUUUCAAGAACAAAUCGCUUAAGAACAAUACCCUAUUGUUAUUGUCCCUAAAAUCAUGUGGCAUCAUCACACGUGCACUAUUCUAUACAAUAUGCAUACAGAAACAGUGAAAUGCUCAAUUCAAAUGUUAGCAAUAAAUAAACAAACAGAUAUUGUAUAACUAGGACAAAAGUGCGGUGUGUUAACUUACUAAUAUUAUGAUAAAUGCUAGUCUAAAUUCCCACCGGCGUCCGACGCAUGCGUAUAAGACACUCUUACUAUUUUAUUCUUUUUUUCGGUCGAAAAUGGCUCCCAUUCAGAUUUAAACCUCAACGGUUCAGGUGAAAAAUAUUCAUUUCACGAAGCAGAUUUAUUAGUCUUAUAGGGACGAAAAUCUCACGCGAUUUAAGGAUGUCAAUAUUCUUGAGUAAAUAACAUUAUGCUUUUGGUUUCAAGGAUGGAAGAUAUAGCUCUUUCAUAUUUAACCCUUUACCUUCCGUGAUCCGCCUUCUAGAUGAGAAAAUGAUGCACCAAGUAUCGAGCAACAGCAGCGACUAUGGUCUGGGUAGCAUUGGAGAUGAUGGCCAACACUCAGCCAGUCACUUUGAACUGUGCACCUCACAAUCCAACAAGUUUUACCCCUCCGCCCCACCUCCCUCGCUACAACUGCCACUCCCAAACUUGCCUCCCUUGCCACAGGGAUUAAUCAAGCCCAUGUCUUGCCAAAUGCAGGACUCCCAAAACGAAUUCCACUCCCAGGCCGUUCGAAUGAGGGGUGCAGAGGCACCAGAGGGAUCCAAGAAGAAGAAGGGUCUGGGCAAGUCCGGACGACGAGGCAGGCCCUCGGGUACCACUAAGUCCGCUGGCUACAGGACGAGUACGGGGCGACCACCCGGGACCACCAGGGCGGCGGGCUUUAAAACCAGCCCGGGAAGGCCGCUGGGCACCACCAAAGCUGCAGGCUACAAGGUGAGCCCAGGUAGGCCUCCAGGUAGCAUCAAGACACUGGCGAGGCUCAACAAACUGGACUAUAGCGCCUGCAAUGGUGCUCCGUUCCCAUACACGAUGAUGCAGAAGAGGACCUUGUGCGAAGCCACCGUAAAAGAGAAAGACACUAAUGAGUAAAGAAUGGGGGAUUCGGGUGCAUGUGAAUCGUGUUUGUACAGCCAGACUCUUUUUUUUUUUUUAUACUUCAACAUACGUGAAUAUUCGUUUAAUCCUUUUUGUGCAUCCUUUUCCAAAGACCUUUAGCAUUACUAUUCUUGUUAUUGCAUAUGUUAACUUAUUGUACAGAUGUGCAUGAUAGUAGUAUUGUGAAAUAAAGUUACAGAAUCAGAUAGUAAUCUUUUUGGAAUGUACUGUAGAAAGACCUGGAAAUGUGUUGUUUUACACCAAACUUAAUCUCUCUUCUCUUGUUGAACUUACUGCUGGAAACAGUUCCAGUAUCCGUCACACACGAUGUGUUUCACAUUUGACUUUACCCAGUAAUAAUGACCCUUUUCACUUGAUGUCUAUAUGUGAUGUAGGUAUUUUCAUCUGUUUUGUUACUGGGUUGUAUUUAAAGAUUGCCCUUUUCAGACAUAUAAUGCUGUUUUAUAUGAGCUCAAGUCUCAGAUCUGAGGCAUUUUUAAAGCGGCUCUUGUAAAUAGGACUUAAAUGUAUUAGAUAAGUUUAUAUCAUCAGCCAGUGUGUUGUGAUCAGUGGUAAUAGUUAUGCCGAUGAAUGAUUGAAUCUAAAAUAUACCAUGUUGUUACACGUUUUGCUUUGUUUUGUUUACGACCUCUCCGAGUUUUGUGUUAUUAAAUACACCUGACCUGCUAACAAAAUAAACA